Molecule: messenger RNA, 969 nt
Organism: Rotaria sp. Silwood2
Lineage: Eukaryota; Metazoa; Rotifera; Eurotatoria; Philodinida; Philodinidae
Source: the annotation of a GenBank genome assembly
AUGCCAGUAACAUAUGAACAACGAGUUGUUAUUCAAUAUCUACAACCACCGGCUCUUCCACCACCAGGACCGAUCAUUAUUGAAGAAGUGCGUCCACCACAACCACCACCGCCUGAACCGCUUGUCAUACGCCAGCAUGAAUCACGUGUUUCUACGCCACCUCCACUUAUCUUACGUGAACGACCACCAAAGCCACCGCUACAUGGUUGCAGUGAAAAAUAUAUUCGUGAAUUACCUCCUAUACCUGUUCCACUACGAUCGGUUCGCAUCGAAGUUUUGCCACGACUUCCAGAAAAACCACGUAAAAAAACUAUCUUCAUUUUUCUUUUUGUUUUUCUAUUAUUUCUGAUUGUUGUUUGUUUGUGCUACUUAGGUAAUAUUAGAUUUGAACGAUGGCUACCCUAUGGACCUCAACCUGAACGCGAAAUAUUUGUUAAGCGCGCUCCUCCUGUUAUAGAAUAUCCCAAGCCAACUCAUACUGUUGUUAAUUACAAAGAUGUUGACAGACGUAUAGUCCGAAAAUUUCAAAAUCUUGGUGUUACUCGAGAAGAUCCUUAUGAUUAUAAAGUUCGUUAUGGAACAUCACUUUUAGAUUCCGAAAUAUUUGCUCAGGAAGCUCUUAAAGCUGGUGUUAAUGAAGAUAUAUCGUCUUCAGCAAUAACACCUUUAACAAAUACAAAUACAUACGGAAAUAGUGUUCAUGUUCAUCAGUCAUAUGAAAGAAUCAAUCAAGGCUGUUCAUCAUCAAGUGGAAAUAGCUAUAAAGGAAUUCAAGUACUUGCCGUUACAAAAACUACUAAUGUUGGUGAAACAAGUCGCCCAUCAUCAUCAUCGAAAUAUAUUGGUUAUAAUUCUUCAGUUGACAGUGAUUGUAGAACGCAAUCUGAAGUUCGUGAUGCUAGUGCUAGCUAUACCAAUACUAAAUAUGAUGAGAAAUUAAAUCAAAAGGAAUGCCAAUCAUAUAUUUAA